This is a messenger RNA of Camelus dromedarius (Arabian camel), 4044 nucleotides long. Its product is annotated as zinc finger protein 211. Gene Ontology annotation, molecular function: RNA polymerase II cis-regulatory region sequence-specific DNA binding; DNA-binding transcription factor activity, RNA polymerase II-specific. The transcript has 3 exons. NCBI's taxonomy places the organism in Eukaryota, Metazoa, Chordata, Mammalia, Artiodactyla, Camelidae. Gene Ontology annotation, biological process: regulation of transcription by RNA polymerase II. The coding region runs from base 232 to 2049 and encodes 605 amino acids. The record is from RefSeq and is a predicted model, not a curated record.
GCGUGCUCGUAGCCGACAUUUUGAUUGCUGUGGGGUCCGUUAGGUUGGUCAGGAAGUUGCGUCUCCCGUGAAGGGAGGGAGGUGACGGGCUAGAAGGCGCAGGAGAAGGUUCUGUCAGCGCAACACGGGGGCUGGUGUGAGGGUGGAGGACACCGCCGCCUGCGAGGAGUGUCGGUGCCGAGCCGACCCGGUCACUCGGCUGCGGCCACUCUGCUCCGCGCAGAGGCUCGGAUGGCGGCGGCUGCGCUGAGGGUCGGGGCUCAGCAGGACAGUGUGACCUUUGAGGAUGUGGCUGUGUACUUCUCCCGGGAGGAAUGGUGUCUGCUUGAUGAGGUUCAUAUACGUCUGUACCUUGAUGUCAUGCUGGAGAACUUUGCCCUUGUAUCCAUGCUGGGUUCUUGGCAUGGAGUUGAGGGUGAAGAGAUACCUUCUAAACGGAGGGUAUCUGUAGAAGGAGUGUCACAGAUCAGGACUUCCGGGGCAGGUGUGUCUCCUGAGAAGGCCCAGUCCUGUAAGAUGUGUGUCCCAGUUCUGAGAGACAUCCUGCACUUGGCUGAACACCAGGGAACACAUAGCAGGCAGAAAGCAUACAUCUGUGGAGCAUGUGGGAAGCAGUUCUAUUUCACUGCAAACCUUCAACAGCCCCAGAGGCAGCUGGUUACAGAGAAACUCUUCAGGUGUGAUAUGGGGGGACCCUCAUUUUUGAAGAGCUGCACAGUUCAUGUAUCAGAGGAUCCAUUUACCUGCAGGGAGAUUGGGAAGACCUUCCUGGCCAGCAUUGGUCUUCAGCAACAGGCCACUAAUUGCAGGAAGAAACUAAACAACAGUAGUGAAUGUGGAGCUGUUUUUCACAGUGGAAAAAGUCAUCCCAGCUGGAGCGAAUGCCAGAAGGCGUCCCACCACAGAGACAUACUUGUUGAGGAUGAGAGAGUCCUCAGUAGUGAUGGGUUUUGUGAGUGCAGCACAUGUGGGAAGGCCUGGACCCAAAGGUGUACAGUUACUCAGCACCAGAAAGUUCACAUUGGACAAAGGCCUCACAAGUGCAGCGAAUGUGGGAAAUGCUUUAUCCAAAGCCACCACCUCAGUACACACAGGAAGAUGCACACUGGAGAAAAGCCUUAUGAGUGCAAGGAAUGUGAUAAAUCUUUUUCUCAAAGAUGCAACUUCAUUCAGCAUCAGAGAGUUCACACUGGAGAAAGGCCUUAUAAAUGCAGUGAAUGUGGGAAAAUAUUUACCUACUAUUCUGGUUUCCUUACACAUCAAAGAGUUCACAGUAGAGAAAAGCCUUACAAGUGCAGUGAUUGUGGGAAAUCUUACACUUGGAGGUCUGGCCUUCGUUAUCAUCUGAGGAUUCACAGUGGAGAAAGGCCUUAUCAGUGCAGUGAAUGUGGGAAAUCCUUUAGCCAAAGGCACCAGCUCAGUGUCCAUAAGGAAAUCCACACUAGAAAAAAGCGUUAUGAGUGCAAGGAAUGUGGUAAAUCUUUUUCUCAAAGGUGCCACUUCAUUCAACAUCAGGGAGUUCACACCGGAGAAAGGCCUUAUGAGUGCAGUGACUGUGGGAAGUCUUUUACUGGUAGAUACGGCCUCCAUUACCAUCGGAGACUUCACAGCGGAGAAAGGCCUUAUAAGUGCAGUGAAUGCAGGAAAUCCUUUACUGAUAGGUCUAGCCUCCAUUACCAUCAGAGAGUUCACACUGGAGAAAGGCCAUUUAAAUGCACUGAAUGUGGGAAAUCUUUCACUGCUAUGUCUGGUGUUCGUUAUCAUCAGAGACUUCACAGUGGAGAAAGGCCUUUUGACUGUAGUGAAUGUGGGAAAUCUUUCACUGAUAGGUCUGGCCUGCAUUACCAUCAGAGAGUUCACGAUGGAGAAAGGCCUUAUGAUUGCAGUGAAUGUGGCAAAUCUUUUAUCAGUAGAUGUGGCCUCCGUUACCAUCAGAGACUUCACAGUGGAGAAAGGCCGUACGAGUGCAGUGAAUGUGGGAAGUCCUUUACUGAUAGAUCUGGCCUCCAUUAUCAUCAGAGAGUUCACGCUAGAGCAAGGGCCUUAUGAGUGCAUUGAAUCCUUUAGCUAAACCAACAGCUCAGUACCCAGAGGAAUAUCCACAGUGGAGAAUAGCCUUAUGAGUGUAAGGAAUUUGAUAAAUUCUUUAUCCAAAGGAGCCACUAGAUUUAACAUCAGAGCAUUCACACUGGAGAAAGGGCCUUGUGAAUGCAGUGAAUGAGGACAGCACUGGGGUUGGAGGAGUCUGAGGUAGUAACAGGAGGGAGGGGGCAGGUGCAGGCACAGUGCAGCAAAUGGAAACUGAAGCCCAGAGAGGGUGUGUCGUCUGCUUUUGAACUCCCAGCAAUGGGUAGGGACUUAUGAUUCAAUGCCAGGUUGCUUGGCUAAGGGCUUGGGAAGUCUGGUCACUGCACUCCUCCUUCCCUCCCAACCUAGCUUUUGGGACUCAAAGAACCCCUUGUCCUUCCUCACACCGUCUGGCCCUCACCGUGAGAGCUCCUCUCAUACCCCUGUCCCACGCUCAUGGACAGGAGUAGUUCCACUGGGAACCAACUUUGAUGACUUUCCUGUGAAUAAUCUACCCAGUGUACCCAGUACUCAGAAUCUAUUACUCCCAUUUCUGAAAGGAGGGGUCUGUAGUUCCAGGUGUUUGAGGUACUUGCAUGAGGGAGCACAGCUCCCAGGCCUUUGAUGACAGGGUUCCACUGCCUUCUUUACUGCCCCUCCCACCAGGGACUCCCAGGUUCCCAUCUGCCCAGAUGCAUCUGCUGUGUACUGCUAACUACCCAUACCCAUGGUGCCUCUCCAUCUCCCUCAGUGCUCAUCUUCCUGCAAACAUCCUCUUCUGAAGUUCUUCACAGGGACAACAGCACCAGCUGAGGCACCCAAGACAGGGUCAUCAUGUUACCUUAGAUGUGACACUGGCCUCCUGGACUGUAUGUAGUGAUUUCCAAGAUCCUCUCAGUCCUCUUCCUACACCCACUGCUGCAUGCCCUGUUCCCCUGGUUCUCAGCUGACCUGGUCACACUGCUGAGUUCUGUGAGGGACACUGAAGGUAUAAGAAUGUCCCCUGUGGCCCUCAGCCCCCAAGGCUCUUCUUAACCCCAUUACCCAUCGCCCCGCUCCUCCUUCCACCCUACCAGAAAAAUGCAAAUCGCCAGAUAAUGGUGGUUACUCAGGAGGAACUUGCCUUCCCCCACCUCACAACCCACACUUUACCAACCUUAGCUUAAAAGCUGAGAUUGAAUGCAGGUGGACCCUUCCGUGGAGAAUAUAAAACCCCACUUUAUGUUUCUUCCAGAAGCCUUGAAGUUGUGUUUUCUCAUGUGUUUGUUUUUCGCCUGCGUGUUUGGUCAAAUUUGUACCCCUAUGUUUUGCCUGCUUUAAUUCUGUGAAUUUGGAUUACUUUCCCUUUCUUUGACAAGUAGGGGAAUAGGGUAAAAACAGUGUCUUUGGGGUUUGACUCGUUCACCAAUAAUGUGAAUGACUUCUUUUCUGCAUGGAAUUGUGAGAUCGAAUUCUGGAAGAACAUUUUCUCACUUUUCCCCUCAAUUUUUGUAUUACACACAAUGUAAUAGCCACAGGCAUACAUAUUUAAGAUAAAUCUGCAUUACUAAAGUAUAGUCCCUCUCUCUUAAGUCUGGACGUGUAAUAACACAGUAAAUUAAACCCGGGUUUGUAGUGUUUGCCAACGUCCCUGGGGUAAAUGCUCCCACCGUAGCCAGUUAACUGCCGACAUGUCACUGAACGUGGGAGUUGGGAAGCAUUGCCAGUGGCCCACUGUUAAAUUACUUUUCCACCAUACAGAUACAACAGCCAUAAAGGGUUUUAAGGUCAUAGCUAAUAAGCCAUCAUAAAGUGGGUAUGAAGUGACAGGUUUUGCAUAUUUGUUUUUAGAACAGUUUAGUAGAUGUAUGGUUGACUCAAGUUGUGCGCACACAAAACGUACCUUCAGAUGUUGUGACACUUGUGUACGCCCCUGAAACCAAGUUUCCUCUUGACAUUUCUAGUUGAUCCUCAUUAAAAUAUUGAUACAAGAACAAA